AUGAUAGGAAGAGCCGACAUCGAAGGAUCAAAAAGCGACGUCGCUAUGAACGCUUGGCCGCCACAAGCCAGUUAUCCCUGUGGUAACUUUUCUGACACCUCCUGCUUAAAACCCAAAAAGUCAGAAGGAUCUGUGUGUGGUCUCUCUCCCGGUGUGUUAGCUGAUCCAGAGUGUGAGGAGGGUGCGCAGGGAGAGCAGCAAGCCCAGACCCCCAUCACCACCAGCCCCUCUGCCUCCAGCACCACCUCCUUCAUGAGCUCCUCUCUGGAGGACACGACCACAGCCACUACACCUGUUACUGACACAGAGACUGUCCCUCCCUCAGAGUCCCCUGGGGUCAUGCCCCUUAGCCUGCUCAGGCAGAUGUUCUCCAGCUACCCGACCAGCACUGUGCUGCCGACGCGUCGUGCCCAGACGCCCCCGGUGUCUUCUCUCCCCACGUCUCCCUCUGAUGAGGUGGGCCGGAGACAGAGCCUCUCCUCCCCUGAGACACAGACCUCCAGACCAGCCAACAGGACAGGGACAUCCCUGUCGGACCCCAGCAGCAGACUGUCCACCUCCCCUCCCCCCCCGGCCAUCGCUGUGCCCCUCCUGGAGAUGGGCUUCUCUCUGAGGCAGAUCACCAAGGCUCUGGAGACUACAGGGACAGGUACUCGUGGCGAGGCUGACGCCCAGAACAUCACGGUACUGGCUAUGUGGAUGAUAGAACACCCCGGAACAGAGGAGGACGAGGACGAGAGCCGAGGACGAGGGUCAGACAGCUCCUCGUGCCCGGGGGCCACAGCCUCGGGAGGGGGUAAGAGUCUGGAGAGGAGCUACCUACAGUCCCCUGGAGAUAUGCCCAACGCGGACGCUGCAGACAUGGAGGAGGGCUUCAGUGAGAGUCCAGAGGGUUUGGACCAGGACAGUGCCUCUGCCUCCGCUGGUCCAACACCCAGAGGUCGCUCUGCUGGCAGCAGGAAACACCGCUUUGACCUGGCUGCUAGGACGCUGCUGGCCCGCGCUGCUGGUCUGUACCGCUCGGUGCAGGCCCAUCGCAGCCAGUCUCGUAGAGAGGGCAGUGCCCUACAGCAGGACCCUGGACCUCUGUAUGACUUUAACCUGGACGAGGAUCUGGAGCUGGACGAGGAGACCAUGGAGGCCAUGUUCGGUCAGGACCUGGCCAGCGACACUGACAUCCUGGGCAUGUGGAUCCCAGAGGUACUGGACUGGCCAACAUGGCAUGUGUGUGAGACAGAGGAACGAGACGAGGUGGUAGUAUGUGAGUUGUGUGAGGCGAGCGUUGCCAACUUCAACCAGCACAUGAAGAAGAGCCACCCUGGCUGCGGGCGCAGUGCCAACCGACAGGGUUACCGGAGCAACGGGUCCUACGUAGACGGAUGGUUCGGGGGGGAGUGCGGCAGCGGUAACCCGUACUACCUCCUCUGUGGUAGCUGCCGGGACAAACACCUGGCGGUUAAGAGUAAAACCACAGUCCCCGUGCCGGAGAGAUAUAAGGGACUGGCCCCGGACCUCUUGGGGAAGCAGGACUGUGUCUAUGAAGAGGAAUGGGACAUGCUGGAUGUUGAUGAGGAUGAGAGGUUAACUGGGGAGGAGGAGUUUGAGCUGCUGGCGGGACCGUUGGGUCUGAGUGAGCGCCGGGUCGUCCCGGAGGCCGUCCAGUUCCCCGACAGUGACCCCCUGGGGGCGUCCGUAGCCAUGGUGACCGCCACCAACAGCAUGGAGGAGACUCUGCUGCAGAUAGGCUGCCAGGGCGCAGUGGAGAACAGCUCCUCAGCCAGGGGGACUCUGGGUGAACAGGCCGCAGCGCUGGACAACCCCCAUGACAGGGUCAUGGCUCUGAGGAGAGUGACCUCAGCAGCGCAGGUUCUCCUGGCCAGGACCAUGGUGAUGAGAGCCCUGUCUCUACUCUCUGUCAGUGGUUCUAGCUGCAGCCUGGCAGCAGGGUUGGAGUCUCUUGGUCUGACAGACAUCAGGACCCUAGUCAGACUGAUGUGUCUGGCUGCAGCAGGGCGAGCCGGCCUCUCCACCAGCCCUACGGCUGGAUCAGGGGCCUCAGAGCGGCCCCGCGGGGCCACCAAGGCCAGUAAGCCUAUCUCCUGUCUGGCCUAUCUCAGUACGGCUGUGGGUUGUCUGGCCUCCAACAGCCCCAACGCUGCCAAGCUGCUGGUCCAGCUCUGCACACAGAACCUGAUCUCGGCGGCAACGGGGAUGAACCUGACGACGGUAGACGACCCCGUCCAGAGGAAGUUCCUCCCCAGCUUCCUGAGGGGCGUGGCCGAGGAGAACAAGCUUGUGACGUCACCCAAUUUCGUGGUCACCCAGGCCCUCGUGGCCCUACUCGCUGAUAAAGGGGCCCGGCUGAGACCCAACUAUGACAAGACUGACGUGGAGAAGAGAGGACCGCUGGAGCUGGCCAACGCGCUGGCUGCUUGCUGCCUGUCUUCCCGUCUGUCCUCGGGACACCGGCAGUGGGCCGCUCAGCAGCUGGUCCGCACGCUGGCCGCUCACGACAGAGACAACCAGAGCCGGCCUCAAACCUUCGCCGACAUGGCGGGUGACCUGCGCAAGUGCUCUUCUGUGAAGUUGGAGGCUCACCAGAGCAGGGUGAUCACGUGUGGUUGGUGCAGUAGGAAAGGCCUGCUGGCCACCAGCGGUAACGAUGGAACAGUCCGGGUGUGGAGCGUUACUCAGAACCAGUACACCCUCCAGCUGACCUGCGUCUUCAACAGAACUGCUGGUUCUCCAGAGGAGGGUGGACAGUGUCUUGGUUCCCCAGGCGACCCCAGUCUGUCUCCUCUGGUCUGGAGCGUCACGGGUAAAUACCUGGCUGCUGCCAUGGAGAAACUAGUCAACAUCUGGCAGGUCAACGGUGGUAAGGGUCUGCUGGACGUGCAGCCCCACUGGGUGUCAGCUCUGGCCUGGCCGGAGGGAGAAGCCGUGUCCCUGUGGUGCGGGGAACCCAAAGAUGUGUUGCUGGUGGGACGUAUGGAUGGAUCCCUGGGCCUUAUAGAGGUCCGCGACGCCUGCACCAUGCAUCGCACUGAGCUGGACCACUGCUACAGGAAAGAUGUGUCAGUGAUCCACAUAGCCUGGUACAGUGAGGACAGGCCCUUCGCCGUGGGCUACGCCGACGGGAAGCUGCUGAUUGGAACCAAAGAGCCUCUGGAGAAAGGAGCCGUCGUGGUCAUCGAUGCCCAUAAGGAGUCCAUCACCAGUAUAAAGUGGGAUCCUACUGGUCAGAUGCUGUUGACCUGUGCCAAAGAGGACGUGGUGAAGCUAUGGUCCAGCCCUGGGUCAGGGUCCAGCCCUGGAGCAGGCUGGACAUGUCUGCAGAGUCUCCCCCACCCUGCCCAGGUCAAUGGAGUGGCCUGGUGUGGUCUGACUGGACACGGAGCCAGACCUCUCAACAUGCUGGCCACGUGUUGCCAAAACGGACUGGUGUCAGUCUGGACCGUACCUCAAGACGCCUCUGCCUUCCCAGAAUCCCCCUCUUCUGGCUCCGAGCCCCGGAGGGACAACGAACCCAAAGCCAAACGCAAGCAGCAGCAGAGUUCCAGCAGGCGUGUGGAGGGGGCGGUGUGUGUGUUCCAGCUGAAGGGUCAUAUCACCCCGGUCAGGACAGUAGUCUUCAGCCCUGACGGCCUGGCCCUGGUGUCUGGAGGGGUGGGAGGCCUCAUGAACAUCUGGUCCCUACGGGACGGCUCAGUGCUCCAGACAGUAAUAGCCGGGUCAGGAGCCAUCCAGAACAUAGUCUGGAUCCCAGAUGUGGGCGUGGCCGUCUGCUCCAACAGGUCAAAGGAUGUGUUGGUGGUGAACUGCUCGACAGACUUCAUGUCCUCUCACCAGGUGCUAGCCACCUGCCGGACGGCGCUGAAGAAACAGGGGGUUGUGGGAUUGAACAUGGCUCCGUGUAUGAGAGCCUUCCUGGAGAGGCUUCCUGUUAUGCUGCAGGAGCAGUACUCAUACGAGAAGCCCCAUGUGGUGUGUGGAGAACAGCUAGUCCACAGCCCCUACAUGCAGUGCCUGGCCUCCCUGGCCGUGGGGCUACACCUGGAUCAGCUCCUGUGUUCCCCUCCCGUGCCCCCCCACCUCCGCCUCUGUCCCCUGGAGCCAGCCACCUGUACCUGGUCACCCGGCGAGUGGGCGUGGCUAGACUGCUUCUCCACCACGGUGAAGGCAGCGGAGGCCCUGGCUCGGGGCAACACGUUCCCAGAGGCCUUUGCUGUUCCCGACCUGGAGCCUGUACCCAAGGAGGAGAUGGUCCUUCUCAUGGACAACAGUACAUGGGGUUCUGGUAUGGAUGAACAGAUCAUGUCUUGGGCCACCUCCCGACCUGAGGACUGGCACCUGGGAGGGAAGUGUGACGUGUUUCUGUGGGGAGCUGGUAGACACGGACAGCUGGCAGAGGCUGGCAGAAAUAUCCUGGUACCCACCACCGCACCCUCCUUCUCACAGGCACAACAGGUGGUGUGUGGUCAGAACUGUACGUUUGUGAUUCAGGCUAACGGGACAGUGUUGGCCUGUGGGGAAGGCAGCUACGGUAGACUGGGUCAGGGCAACUCUGAUGAUCUGCAUGUCAUCACCGUCAUCUCAGCCCUGCAAGGCUUUGUGGUGACCCAGCUGGUGACGUCGUGUGGCAGUGACGGUCACUCCAUGGCGCUGACGGAGAGCGGCGAGGUGUUCAGCUGGGGAGAUGGAGACUACGGGAAGCUGGGACACGGGAACAGUGACCGCCAGAGACGACCGCGACAGAUCGAAGCCCUGCAGGGAGAGGAGGUGGUGCAGAUGUCCUGCGGGUUCAAGCACUCAGCGGUGGUGACUGCUGAUGGGAGGCUGUUCUGCUUUGGGAACGGGGACUAUGGCCGGCUUGGCCUGGGAAACACGUCCAACAAGAAACUGCCUGAGAAAGUCACCGCACUGGAGGGAUACCAGGUUGGACAGGUGGCGUGUGGUCUGAAUCACACCGUAGCCGUCUCUGCCGAUGGAAUGAUGGUCUGGGCCUUCGGAGACGGAGACUACGGGAAACUGGGACUGGGGAAUUCUACCGCCAAGUCCUCACCUCAGAAGGUGGACAUUCUCUGUGGACUCGGCGUCAAGAAGGUGUCCUGUGGAACUCAGUUCUCUGUUGCCCUCACUAAAGACGGCAGCGUGUACACGUUCGGACAAGACCGACUGAUAGGGCUGCCAGAGGGCCGGGCCAGGAACCACAACCGUCCCCAGGUGGUACCAGCUCUGUCUGACGUGUUUAUACAGGAUGUGGCGGUGGGGGCCGAACACACUCUGGCCCUGUCCUCUACUGGAGACGUCUAUACCUGGGGCAGCAACUCAGAGGGACAGUUGGGUCUGGGCCACACCAACCAUGUGAGAGAGCCCACCCUGGUGACAUCACUACAGGGGAAGGACAUUAACCAGGUCUCUGCUGGUCGCUGUCACUCUGCUGCCUGGACCGCUCCGUCUGUCCCUCCCCGGGCCCCGGGUUCCUCCGUACCCCUCCAGCUAGGCCUGCCGUCAGCGGUGCCCCCCCAGUUCAGCUCUCUGAGAGAGGUCAGCAUGGAAGCAGUCCGGGCCAGACUACGCGUUCUUUACCACUUCUCUGACCUCAUGUACUCAUCAUGGAGAUUACUCAACCUCAGCCCCAACAACCAGAGCUGUACGUCCCACUACAACACAGGGACGUGGGGCAUCGUCCAGGGCCAGUUGAGGCCCCUGCUGGCCCCCAGAGUCUAUACUCUCCCCAUGGUGAGGUCCAUAGGGAAGACUAUGGUGCAAGGCAAGAACUACGGACCUCAGAUCACUGUCAAAAGGAUCUCCACACGGGGUCGUAAGUGUAAGCCCAUCUUUGUGCAGAUAGCUCGUCAGGUGGUGAAGCUGAAUGCGUCUGACCUGCGGCUGCCGUCCAGGGCCUGGAAGGUCAAGCUGGUGGGGGAGGGGGCCGACGAUGCUGGAGGGGUGUUUGAUGACACCAUCACUGAGAUGUGCCAGGAGUUGGAGACAGGAGUAGUGGAUCUCCUCAUCCCGUCCCCCAACGCCACAGCUGAGGUGGGCUACAACAGAGACAGGUUCCUGCUGAGCCCGUCAGCCUGUCUGGAUGAGCAGCUCCUCCAGUUGAAGUUCCUGGGCAUCCUGAUGGGGGUGGCUAUCCGGACCAAGAAGCCCUUGGACCUGCACCUUGCGCCCCUGGUGUGGAAGCAGCUGUGUUGUAUUCCUCUGGUCCUGGAGGAUCUGGAGGAGGUGGACCUGCUCUACGUUCAGACACUCAACAGCAUUCUUCACAUUGAAGACAGCGGCAUCACAGAGGAUAAUUUCCACGAGAUGAUUCCUCUGGAUUCGUUUGUGGGUCAGAGUGCAGACGGUAAGAUGGUUCCUAUUAUCCCCGGUGGAAACAGCAUCCCGCUGACCUUCUCCAACAGGAAGGAGUAUGUAGCCCGGGCCAUCGAGUACCGCCUGCACGAGAUAGACAGACAGGUGGCGGUGGUGCGUGAGGGCAUGUCCUGGAUCGUCCCCGUCCCUCUCCUCUCCCUCCUCACAGCCAAACAACUGGAACAGAUGGUUUGUGGGAUGCCAGAGAUCAGUGUGGACGUGCUCAAGAAGGUUGUGCGGUACCGUGAGGUAGAAGAGCAUCACACUCAGGUCCAGUGGUUCUGGCAGACCCUAGAGGACUUCUCCAACGAGGAGAGGGUUCUGUUCAUGCGCUUCGUCUCCGGACGGUCCAGGCUGCCCGCCAACACAGCUGACAUCUCCCAGAGGUUCCAGAUUAUGAAGGUGGACAGGCCGUAUGACAGCCUGCCGACCUCCCAGACGUGUUUCUUCCAGCUGCGCCUGCCUCCUUACUCCAGCCAGACGGUGAUGGCAGAGAGACUACGCUACGCCAUCAACAACUGUCGCUCCAUCGACAUGGACAACUACAUGCUGUCACGUAACGUAGACAACGCCGAGGGCUCGGACACAGACUACUGACCAACCGCAGUCUACCCCAGGAGGCACCGUCAAAACAACACACUUUCACAGACCCUCACCACACACACCGACACCGAGACCCAGGAAAGACCUGGCCUGGAUGGAAUAAAGACUGUCCUCUCACAGACCCUCACCACACACACCGACACCGAGACCGAGGAAAGACCGGGCCUGAAUGGAAUAAAGACUGUCCUCUCACAGAGCGUCACACAGCAGAAACCCAGAAGGAAAAGUGCAUCUUCUUGGUCCCGUCGUCAACGUACAGUAAGAACUCACAGAGUAGCAACAACAGAGAGCGUUAAUGUAGCUGUACGGAAGGCCGGGUCACUUUUGAACACCUCAUUAUAUUCCAUGUUAACUCUACUACUCUCGACGCAUAAGACAUAAUGGAUGGAUUUGAUUCAAUGUUUUUAUUUUUCAACCUUGUGGUUUUAUUAGUAAGUUGUUUUUUUUAAGCAAUUUUUAAAAAAAAAAGCAGUUCAUUUGAGUUAUUUUUAAUAUUAUUUUGGUUCUUUUUUUCAUCGCUUCAUUUCUUUCAGGGUUUUUUUAUUUUUAAUGUUUAUUUAGUCUUUGGGAAAAUGUGUAUAAGAGUAUUCAUUCACCCAAAGUGAAGAAGAAAAAAUACAAUAUGUUGUACAUUGUGUAUAAUGUUUCAUUAGGAAAAUGUUUUACAUAAAUAUCCAUAUUUAUUUUUGUUUUAAUUUUUAAAUUGCCGAUGCCGGGGUUUCCUAAAGCAGCAAGAAGAAGAAGAAACUCAAUAAAAUGCUUCAGAACGGA
This is a messenger RNA of Salvelinus fontinalis (brook trout), 7737 nucleotides long. Its product is annotated as probable E3 ubiquitin-protein ligase HERC1. The record is from RefSeq and is a predicted model, not a curated record. Lineage: Eukaryota; Metazoa; Chordata; Actinopteri; Salmoniformes; Salmonidae. The transcript is spliced from 42 exons. Bases 1 to 6960 code for a protein of 2319 amino acids. Gene Ontology annotation, molecular function: ubiquitin-protein transferase activity; protein binding.